Messenger RNA from Erigeron canadensis, 1200 nucleotides. RefSeq lists its product as uncharacterized. The record is from RefSeq and is a predicted model, not a curated record. The transcript is spliced from 3 exons. Gene Ontology annotation, biological process: chromatin remodeling. Bases 1 to 1200 code for a protein of 399 amino acids. NCBI's taxonomy places the organism in Eukaryota, Viridiplantae, Streptophyta, Magnoliopsida, Asterales, Asteraceae. Gene Ontology annotation, cellular component: nucleus.
AUGUGGGCAGGCAGGCAUAAGGGGGUUAAUGCUAGAGUAAAGAGAACCUCUAGGCUUAGAUUCGGGUGUUGGAAUGUAGGCACCCUUAAGGGAAAGUUUUUAGAGCUAGGUAAUGCUCUGACUAGAUAUAAGGUUGAUGUUGGUGAGAUUGGUGAUACAAGAGGACACAAUAAACGUGAUCAGCGCGUAUGCUCCCAGUCGGGCCAGGGAGCAGGAGAGAAAAAGAAUUUUUGGGACUCAUUGGAUGAGCUUGUGGGGAGUUGCCCUGUUGACCAACGACUAGUGUUAGGAGGAGACUUAAACGGGCAUAUAGGAGCAGAGUCAGACGGCUACGCGGGUGUACACGGGGGAUUAGGGUUUGGAGUAAGGAACGAUGAGGGUUGCUCGAUUUUGGAGUUUGCUAUUGCGCACGAUCUGGUUAUUGCGAACUCUUUUUUCCGAAAGAGGGAUUCUCAGCUGAUUACCUUUCAGAGUGGCCUAAAUAAAACUCAAAUCGACUACUUCUUGGUGCGUAGAGGCGACUUUAGGGCUUGCAAAGAUUGCAAGGUACUCCCGAGAGAGGCGGGCUACUCCCAACAUAGACUGUUGGUAAUAGAUUUGCUCCUGAGUAGAAGAGCAACGAAGACAGAGAAGGCUGUAAAGCCAAGAAUCCUCUGGAAAAAACUGAGGGGUGAAGCAGCAGAGACGUUUAGGUUGACGACUAUCUCGAGGUUCACAAAGGAGAUAAGAGACGGUUCGCACAUGGAAGCUGACGAGUUGUGGACACUCUUGGCAGAGGGUAUGAGGGAGACGGCAAAGGAGGUACUAGGAGUAACUAGAGAAACUGAACGACAACGGAGAGUGGGUAGGGAAUCUUGGUGGAUUAGUGAAGAGGUCCAGUCCAAGGUCGCGGCAAAACUUAGUUGCUUUAAGGAUCUUGUCAAAAGCCGCCAGAACGGGACAAAUGAAGACUGGUCUUUGGCUAGGCAGAGGUACUACGAAGCCAAGAAAGAAGCAAAGAGGACUGUCGCUAUAGCAAAAGAAAGAGCGUACGAAGAACUGUACAGGAAACUAGAUUCCAAAGAAGGCGAAAAUGAAAUCUUCAGAAUCGCUAAAGCAAGGGAGAAAAGACGUAGGGAUUUAGGAGAUGUCAUUUAUAUAAAAGACGAAAAUGGACGGAGCAUAGUGAAGGAGGGAGACAUUAGGAAAAGAUGGGAAUAG